Phoenix dactylifera (date palm) is the source of this 2093-nucleotide messenger RNA. The record is from RefSeq and is a predicted model, not a curated record. NCBI's taxonomy places the organism in Eukaryota, Viridiplantae, Streptophyta, Magnoliopsida, Arecales, Arecaceae.
GACCUUCUUCCACAAGUCGAUUGAUGCUUCGGCUUAUGUGCACAACACCUCGUACAUGCUGAAACUUAUGGAGGAUGUGAUUGAUCUGGUAGGAGAGGAGAAUGUCGUGCAGGUCGUCACUGAUAAUGGGCCGCAAUAUAAGGCUGCCGGGCAGGUUUUGAUGGAGCGGUGGCCACACAUUUUCUGGACCCUAUGUGCUGCACAUUGUAUCGAUCUUAUGUUGAUGGACAUUGGAAAGAUCCGUAGGGUGCAACAAACGGUGGAGACAGCCCAACGCAUUACCAGGUAUAUUUAUAACCAUAACUGGGUCCUUUCAUUGAUGAGAAAGUAUGCAGGGGGAGAGAUUCUGAGACCAGGAGUCACACGGUUUGCUACCAACUUCAUCGCACUUGAUAGCAUACUCGAGAAGAGAGGAGCCCUACGUCAGAUGUUUGCCAGUUCCGAGUGGUAUGAUAGUAGAUAUUCUUAUGCCGGCACUGAAGGGAGCAAGAUAGAAGACUUGGUGACGAGACAGCCAUUCUGGCAGUGGGCUACUACAAUAGUCAAAGCUAUCAAACCAUUAUAUGAAGUGCUGCGGGCCGUAGAUAGCGAGAUCUACCCCCAGAUGGGGUUUUUGUAUCACAUGAUGGUCAAGGCAAAGGAUCAGAUUAUGGAGGCAGAUCCAGCACAUGGCCGGUCAUACAUCAACAUCAUUGAGCAAUGGUGGGGAACGCAAAUGGGUACGGAAUUACAUCUAGCAGCAUACUACCUAAACCCCCGGUUUCAGUACAACAUAGAUGGAAUUGGUAUGGAUGAAACACUUCUGGAUGCUUUGCGUAAUGUGAUUUACAAGAUGGAGGCAGAUCCAGAAAAAGCGGCCCUAUGUCUUGAAGAGAGCAAAUUAUUUAGAGAGGGCAGCUACAGUUUUGGCCAACGAGCGGCUGUCGUCAGCAAACACAAUAUGAAUCCAGCUGAACGGUGGGUGCAUUUUGGCGGAUCCGCAAGAAAUCUAAAGCGGAUAGCUAUCUGGAUCUUCUCCCAGUCAGUCUCUUCUAGUGGAUGUGAGAGCAAUUGGUCCACCUUCGCCCUUGUCCACAGCAAACAAAGAAACCGUUUGACGCAAAAGCUCCUCAACGACCUUGUUUAUGUGCAUUACAAUUUGCGGUUGAGGCUAAAGUGCAUCCAGGAGGAAGUGGAGCUCAAGUAUACAGAUCCGAUUUACGGGUCCUUCACCGCUGAUGACGAUGAUCCACUACUCGGCUGGCUUGUAGGCCAGCAGCAGGAGCCCGAGUUUGACGAGCCAGGAUCGCCUCCAUGACCAGCUACCUUCAUAGCCACCGAAGCUGGGGUCGAUCCAGAGCAAUGGGCUGAGCGCAAUAUUCCACGCACUCCCAGAGCUGAUCAACCGCAGGCACAGGGGAGCCAGACAGAGAGGGCCAGGAAAGAAAAAUAAAGAAUCCCAAUGGAGAGUGUCGAGGAAGAGAUUUGGACUAGCAGUGAUGAAGGUUCUGGUGGUGAUGGAUCUUCUAGCCAUGGAGGGAGCGGAGGACAGUAUGGUACUCAUGAGACACAGCCGGAGGGUGGUCUUUAUUUCACCGGUGAGUCCCAAUUUAUGGGUGCUACACAGGAUACGGACCACGGUCGACCACCUGAUAGAUUUCGUAAGGAUAUUAUUGGAUAUAGAAGACGGGCUCCUCGAGGUCGUUCAGGAAGACAGGAUACGACUGCAGAUCCAACAACAUACGGAUAGGGAUUCUAUUAUCCACAGCCUCAGCCUGACGAAUAUGGAUAUGGUGCAUUGGAUUUUGCUUCCCCCAUAUUUGGAUGGGCCCCUACACAAUCAGAGGACACCUCUCAGAGCCAAAGCGUGAGCGAGAGAUCCGACAGUUCUUAUAACCUGGCGCGCGUUCCUUCUGAUUGGGUUGAUUUGCCUCCUCCUGAUUAUACUUAUGAUCCAGAUAUCUACGAGAGCCAUCGGCACUCGUCCCGAUUUUAAAUAUCCUAGAGUACUUUAAAUGUAUGUAAAUGAUUGUAUCUUAAUUUGAAGAUAUUUUAUGUGUAUGAUUUUAUCAUUUGGAACGGGAGAAAAACAUAACAUGCAAUCAUGCAUCAUA